Molecule: messenger RNA, 931 nt
Organism: Neltuma alba
Lineage: Eukaryota; Viridiplantae; Streptophyta; Magnoliopsida; Fabales; Fabaceae
Exons: 1
Coding region: 162-731 (189 amino acids)
Biological process (GO): photosynthesis
Source: RefSeq, a predicted model, not a curated record
AUGUCGGGUGGCUGAACGAGGAGAGGGAACAGUCAGUUAAUGAGAGGUUGCUGCUGAUCUCUGAACAAGCAGAAGUUACCAAAUUUCACUCCUUCGCAUUCAUCCUCCGCUUCCAAGACUGAUAGGGAAAACGACAAGAAUCCCAUAAAUCGGAAAAAAGCAUGACCUCCUGCAUUUCACCGAUCAUCUCUUCCUCCUCCUUUGCCAUUUCAGACCCAAACAACAUGGUCAGUGCUUCCCCUAAUUGCACCAUGAAGACCCAUAUGAAAACAAUGACGUCAUCACCAUCAUCAGCGGCAGCUAAAUCUUCUUUCUCUUCCUUGAUUGCGCGUCGUGGGUUUUGCCCUAUACCCUUGGUAGCGAGGCCCGCGAGUGUUGCCCGUGAUUGUGAGCUUUCUUUUAGCAAAUCGUUGCAUUCGCGAAAUUGGACCGUUCCUUCUGCUGUGGAGGUCAAUGAUUUGUCGUCUCCUCCAUCCACUUCGUCCCCAGAAGCUAAUGUUGGAUCGCGGGUAAGGGUCACGGCUCCUCUGAAGGUGUACCAUGUUCCUAAAGUUCCUGAGCUUGAAAUUACGGGUUUGGAAGGUGAGAUAAAGCAAUAUGUUGGGCUCUGGAAGGGGAAACGAAUCUCCGCUAAUUUACCUUACAAGGUUGAAUUUGUCACUGAGAUUCCCGGUCGUGGUCCUGUCAAGUUCUUUGCCCACCUCAAGGAAGAUGAAUUUGAGUUCAUUUAACUGCCUCUUUCCUUUCUUCUUCUUCUAGUUUACUUACAGUCCAUUAGUGGAUGGAUGAUCUGCCCCCCGAACAGACAAACACACUUUAUUUUUCUCUCCUCUCAUUAUAAUAUAGGGAAUAAUGUCCCUGUGCAGUGAUGUAUGUUUGGAAUCCCUGUGGAUUCUAUAUCAUUGUGCUUCAAUCAGUUUUCUCACGUCAU